This is a messenger RNA of Saccharomyces mikatae IFO 1815, 927 nucleotides long. RefSeq names its product cationic amino acid transporter (gene YPQ1). NCBI's taxonomy places the organism in Eukaryota, Fungi, Ascomycota, Saccharomycetes, Saccharomycetales, Saccharomycetaceae. The coding region runs from base 1 to 927 and encodes 308 amino acids. The record is from RefSeq and is a predicted model, not a curated record. Gene Ontology annotation, biological process: basic amino acid transmembrane export from vacuole. The transcript has a single exon. Gene Ontology annotation, cellular component: fungal-type vacuole membrane.
AUGCAACUUGUGCCGCUGGAAUUGAAUAGAAGUACUUUGAGUGGGAUAUCCGGGUCCAUCUCAAUAUCAUGCUGGAUCAUUGUGUUUGUCCCUCAAAUUUAUGAAAACUUUUACAGAAAGUCGUCCGAUGGGUUGUCUCUACUAUUCGUCAUACUUUGGCUGGCUGGUGACGUCUUUAAUCUUAUGGGUGCUGUUAUGCAACAUCUUUUGUCUACUAUGAUUAUUCUUGCUGCGUACUAUACCGUGGCGGAUAUCAUUCUACUCGGUCAAUGUUUUUGGUAUGACAACGAGGAAAAGCCACCAGUGGACCCAAUCCAUCUCUCUCCAGCAAAUCCAAUAAAUGAAAACGUUCUUCACGAUGUUUUUAACGAACAACAGCCGCUUUUGAAUUCUCAAGGUGAACCAAACCGUAUCGAUGAGGAAAUGGCUACUCCUUCAUCUGUCGGAGAAGUUGGUGAUGACAACCUGCGUGAAGUUAAUUCAAGAAAUUUGUUAAAGGACGUAAGCAUUGUUGCAGGCGUAAUUUUUGUAGGUAUUACGUCGUGGUAUGUAACCUAUUGCUUAAAUUACUCACAACCUCCUCCAGUGGAGGAUCCAUCAUUGCCCGUUCCUGAACUUCAAAUCAACUGGAUGGCGCAAAUGUUUGGUUACUUAAGUGCUCUUUUGUACCUAGGUUCAAGAAUCCCUCAAAUACUACUGAACUAUAAAAGAAAGUCUUGUGAAGGUAUUAGCUUCCUGUUCUUUUUGUUUGCCUGCCUGGGUAAUACCACAUUUAUCUUCUCUGUUGUUAUCAUUUCUUUAGAUUGGAAGUAUUUAAUUUUGAACGCUUCCUGGUUGAUUGGGAGUUUAGGUACUUUAUUCAUGGAUUUUGCCAUAUUUUUCCAGUUUUUCAUUUAUAAAAAGAAUAAGAAAUUUAUAGUCAAUUAA